GGGUAAAUAUUGUGAAUAUUGUGCUCACAGUUUGCAACACUUCAGACUUCUAAAAUGAUAUUUAUUUUAUUUAUUGGUUGUGUUGUGUUUUCGAGCGCAAGUGGCCGCUGCCCAGAUGGCUUUGUAAAGUUCGGGGCAUCGUGUUACUACUUUAGCAACGACGUUGGAACUUGGACAGGUUCGCAGGUUGUAUGCAGCCAGGCAUUCUUUCCAACAAAAGCGAAUCUUGUGGAAAUAAAUAGCCAGACAGAGAAUGAGUUCCUGUAUCAACGAGCUCGGGAAAAUAGAAAAUAUUACUGGGUUGGAGCCUCGGACUUGCAGAUUACAGGGAUGUACCGUUGGCUCAACUCGGGAAAAGUAGUGGCCGCCCCUGCUAUUUUCUGGGCACCAACCGAACCUCAAGGAGGAAGCGAACACUGCAUGGCAAUUGUGCACGACAGGGGUACAUCGAAUUGUUGGAUCGACAUCUCCUGUAACCAUCAGCUUAAUUUCAUCUGCGAAACUCCGGCGAAAUAAGCUCGAGUGUUUCAAGUCCAUGAUAUUUUUUACGGUCAUGGCAAAAUAUGAUACAACCAAGCACCAUUACUUUUAUUUCUUAUUUUAUAAGCUUUUUUUCCGUUAUUUCUUUCAAAAGACCAUCAUCUUAUAUAGUUAUUAUAUUGUCUAAGAUGCACGCAAUAAUAUGUAAAUUUCAAAAUUGCGCCCUAUCAAAUACUAUAUCAAGAUGCUAUAACAUGUUAUAGCACAAUUGAUAUAAAAUAUUGCAAAAACAAUGUCAAUCAUUGUAACAAACUUUUUGAUAGGUUUUUAUCAAAUAGCGUGUCUUUUUAACAGAACAUAUCGAACAAUACUUUUAGUUAUUUAACAAAAUAACAGCACAUUGUGUUUACAAAUUAAUGAUGAAACGAACAUUUUUACGUUUUGAAAAGAUAUCUAAACAAACCUUUAACACGGCAAAUUAACGCUAUUCCAAGUGCAUUCUCUUUUUUGCAUGCAAACAGUUAUUAAAGAUGAUUGUUAUAAAAUAUUGUCAUCGUGAAUCGAUUAUUAAUGUGGAAUUUAUGUGAGGUUUCCUUAUUCACCAAUACAUGUUACUUGAAAACAAAUUAAAUGUUACACGUAUUUUAAUAAUUUUCGUAAUGUCGAAAAGACAUUAUGAUAUUUUGACUCAAUUCUUAUUAAUUUUUUACUUCACUUUGAACGCAGAUAAACGAGUUUUUCAAAAUCGACAUAAAAAAUUACAUUCAAGAAGAUCAUCAUAACUUUACUUGGGUAUUUAAAUAGUAAGUAGAUAUGUACUAUUAUAAAAUACGAUGAUUACCUUAUAACUUGAGUUUUCUUUGUCCAAUAAAAACAU
Dreissena polymorpha is the source of this 1357-nucleotide messenger RNA. RefSeq names its product C-type lectin domain family 6 member A-like. The record is from RefSeq and is a predicted model, not a curated record. Gene Ontology annotation, molecular function: signaling receptor activity. The transcript has 5 exons. The coding region runs from base 55 to 516 and encodes 153 amino acids. NCBI's taxonomy places the organism in Eukaryota, Metazoa, Mollusca, Bivalvia, Myida, Dreissenidae.